This is a messenger RNA of Brachypodium distachyon (stiff brome), 763 nucleotides long. RefSeq names its product 60S ribosomal protein L21-1. Bases 87 to 581 code for a protein of 164 amino acids. The transcript is spliced from 2 exons. Gene Ontology annotation, biological process: translation. Gene Ontology annotation, molecular function: structural constituent of ribosome. Gene Ontology annotation, cellular component: cytosolic large ribosomal subunit; ribosome. Lineage: Eukaryota; Viridiplantae; Streptophyta; Magnoliopsida; Poales; Poaceae. The record is from RefSeq and is a predicted model, not a curated record.
ACCUCCUCUCGCUGUAACCCUAGCGCCGCACACACUCCCGCCGCCGCCGCACAGCCGCAGGUAGGAGCAGAGGAAGGAAGGGCAAGAUGCCGGCGGGGCACGGGCUUCGGUCGCGGACGCGCGACCUGUUCGCGCGCCCCUUCCGCAAGAAGGGUUACAUCCCGCUCACCACCUACCUGCGCACGUACAAGGUCGGCGAGCACGUCGACGUCAAGGUGAACGGCGCGGUGCACAAGGGCAUGCCGCACAAGUUCUACCACGGCCGCACCGGUCGCGUCUGGAACGUCACCAAGCGCGCCAUCGGCGUCGAGAUCAACAAGCAGGUUGGUAACCGCAUUAUCAGGAAGAGGAUCCAUGUGCGGGUGGAGCAUGUGCAGCCAUCCAGGUGCGCGGAGGAGUUUCGCCUGAGGAAAGUGAAGAACGACCAGCUGAAGGCGGAGGCCAAGGCCCGUGGUGAGGUCAUCAGCACCAAGAGGCAGCCUGCAGGACCCAAGCCUGGGUUCAUGGUUGAAGGCACUACAAUUGAGACAGUCACCCCCAUCCCCUACGAUGUGGUCAAUGAUCUCAAGGGUGGUUACUAGAUUGCUGUUUCUUGAUCAGCCUUAAUUUAGUAUCUAUGCUUGUUCUGAAUGUUUCGGUACCAAGUAGUUCUCUUUUUGCCCUAUGGAGUUUGAACUUCUCUGUGGUUAACUUCAAAGAUUUAAUAUGGUCGGUUUCAUUCUCUUCGUGCAGAAUCUUUGUUGAAUGGUUAGUAUAUGUUUCA